AUCUGUGAUAUAAAGAACAAAUCGAUACAAAGAAUACAAUCGACUAGAGUGUGGGGCUGACAAGUUCUAGCCAGGGUCUACAAAGAUGUCAAACGUCAAUUGAAUGCUGUCUAUUGGAACAAUAGCAAGCUAUUAAUUAUGUGCCAAAAUGUUCUUAAAGGCUAGUGCUGAAACGCUAGGCAAUCACAGUAUGCUUCACUGGGUUUAAGAAACAAUACGCUGCAGGGCCUCUUUGCGUGUAUUCAAACUCUGGGGUUAAUGGCUUGCCGACAAAAAGAUAAAAAUAUAAUGUCUCUCUGGUAAUUGUGGAGGUUUUAACAAAGAAGGUUUGAUCGUAUCCUCAAUGGUGAAGGUUUUGAAACCUUGCUGAAUUUCUAUGUGGUCUAAAGUCUUUGAACGCUGUUUAAGCUUCGGACCUCGUUUAGGUGGAGAAUUUUUGGGUCGUUUCUUUGGACUGCUUUGCUUUGAAUACAUUCCAGAGAAGAAUUUAGACUGCGUUCAAAAAAGCGAGCUUGCCCAGAAUGAGCUCAGGUAAUACCUGCACGGAUAUUUAUUGUUUGUUGUGACAGACUAAUCGGUUGGCUGCACUGGAUGAUGCUGCUCCUAUGAUAAUAAAACCCGACGGGAUAGAUAUCUAGAGCUUUUCGGCCAUUGGACAACGUCGAUGUGAAAUCAUGGGUAGUGGUGCAAGUCCGAACAAAGCAGAAAAAUGCUGAGUAAUAUUCAAGAAAGGGUGAUUAACAAUAACAAUUAUCUAUACUACAGUUGGUUGAUAAGGACCCUGUCCUCACAUGCAGACUGCAGGGUAGAAACUACUUUGCUUUACAUACCUUAAAGCUUUAGCUAGCUUUAUACCUAAAUGUCACGUAUUGUAUACUGUUUAAAAUUACACGCGUGCAUGUAAGACAGGAGUUAGACAUGAGCUUUAUUUUUAUCUAUCAAUAAAUGCAUAAACGACUAACCAUAUAAGUAUUUCCAAGGUCUCAGAUCUGUGCUAUAAAGAACAAAUCGAUACAAAGAAUACAAUCGACUAGAGUGUAGGGCUGACAAGUUCUAGCCAGGGUCUACAAAGAUGUUAAACGUCAAUUAAAUGCUAUCUAUUGGAACAAUAGCAAGCUAUUAAUUAUGUGCCAAAAUGUUCUUAAAGGCUAGUGCUGAAACGCUAGGCAAUCACAGUAUGCUUCACUGGGUUUAGGAAACAAUACGCUGCAGGGCCUCUUUGCGUGUAUUCAAACUCUGGGGUUAAUGGCUUGCCGACAAGAAGAUAAAAAUAUAAUGUCCGAUACAGAAGCCCCCCCGCCACCACCGAGGGGCUUAUCUUUAUACAAAGGUAAUCAAAACAUCAACAUGGUAUCAGGGAGGAAAGAAAGGUGUUAUUUAUUUGGUGAUCAUGAAGAACAGGUUGAUGAUCCAAGCAUCAAGCCGAUGGAUUUGUUGUCAAAUUCAAAACCAUUUGCGGCUCGUGAUACUGCCACAAAGGACUUAGUUGCAAACGAGAGGAAACCUCAGCAAGUGUCGACACAAAACGCUAAUCGUUCGCCUCAAUUUAAGUCAGGAAAUUUUAGAUUUGAAAAAGUAUUGUUGGAACGCGACAGGGAUAGGCUAUCUGAAGCAUGCAAAGGAAACAAACGCCCUGAUGAGCCUGCGCUUGAAAGGUCUAGUAACAGAGUCGUGCGGGGUUCUAUAUCCACAAUAAAGAAAACACCAGAUGACUAUGUAGAUAUGAAAGAUGCAACUGAUAGAAAGAUCAAACGCUACACCGAUGAUCCUACGAUGCUGAGGUUUAAAGGCUCAGUAGUCCAUUGCACCACAAACACACAAAACAGGAUGCCAAUCUUAGAUCAGGAGGACUAUGAUUACGCACCGUUGAUACAUCCAAACGCGGAUAGAAUCAAUCAUGAGGUUGCUUCUUCCAUGUGUAUGCCGUUUGGUGAUAAAGCUCCUCCGCUUCCUGCUAAAGCAAGAUCACAGGCUAAAGCACGGUCAAUGUCUGAUGGAAGCCUUCGAAGGUACCUAACCGAUAAAACACGAGUUGAAGGUGAUGCUUUUGUAGAGUCAAGGGCGGAGAAUCAUAUCCAUGAUGAUGGUGGGAUAGUGAUAACGCCCAAGAUCACUCCACGCCCAAACACACUAUCUUCAUCACGAGGGACUGACCCAAACUCACUUGGAUGUGAAAGGAGACAGGCAGAAUUAAAAAUAAGUGAUAAGCUGAAACAAAAGCCUGUGGUAAACCCACGCCCGGAGAAAAUACCAAACAUAAUCAGUGAUAUGCAUUCUAUGGAAGACAUUCGAUAUGGAAGUGAUGUUACAGAUGACUUGGAACCGCAGAGAGUUGACAAAAAGCUGAAAAGUUCUCUUGGGGAUUAUGAGAAUGUCGAGAAAAUAUUACAAUCCAUGUCAACCGCUUCGACACAAGUAACGUCACUUGGACAAGCAAUAACAGGGGGAGGAGACCAAACAAAACUCACUCAAGCUAUCACAAUGAAUCCAACGGCAGAGAUUGAAGUGAAGGCCACACCAAAUCAAUCGAAUUCACUGGUAGCGAUCGAACAGAACAAAGCUCCUCAAUCAUACCCUAUGAGCAGCCCAAGGCCUUUAACAAAAGCACACAAUCCAACAGCAGCUAGUGAUAAGGUCAAACAUACUCAAUCACAACGACACUCCAAGUCAUCAAUUCAAAUAACUAAAAGUGAGCAGAGCGUCCAACGUUCUCAAUCCUUCAAUACGAAAGAAUCCAAAACAAAGCCGUCUAGUUCAAUGAAAGACUGGAACACUGAUGACGUGUCAGACUUCCUAUUCCGCCUUAAUCUGGGGAAAUACGUAGAGGUGUUCAGAGAAAACCAAGUUGACGGUGAGCUAUUGAUGUCGCUUGACCAGGAAAUGCUGGAAGAGGAAUUCAACAUGAAGAGCAAGUUCGAUAUUUUGAAACUGAACAAGGCCAUCAAAGAAGGAUGGCUACCAAAGUAGUGAAGUAUAACAGAAUAUUUCCUUAGAAAAAACCCAAAUCGUACAAAAGGUACACAUGACAAUGAUAGUUGUGGCAAGUUCGAUAUUUUGAAACUGAACAAGGCCAUCAAAGAAGGAUGGCUACCAAAGAAGUGAAGUAUAACAGAAUAUUCCCGUAGAAAAAAAAACAAAUCGUACAAAAGGUACACAUGACAAUGAUAGGUUUUACAUUGAAAAAAAAAGGAUUUUAUAUAUAUUAAUGCUGUUGAGACAUUAGUAAAAGGUAAUGGCAAUGAUAGUUUGGGCAAAGGUUUCAGAAAAGAAGAAUUUAUACACUAUAAUGCUGUUGAAAUUUAAUUGUUCAAACGAAUACAAUCAAGCAAAUGCAUCAUCAGAUUGUACUAUAUUUUUUUAUCCCACUAAUUGGCAUUAGAAAAAUAGAGGCUUGAUGAAAUUUGUCGCUAUAAUUGUGCUUUAAGAUUCGUUUGCGCAAUAAACGCAGGACCAUACAUAAA
Molecule: messenger RNA, 3461 nt
Organism: Nematostella vectensis (starlet sea anemone)
Lineage: Eukaryota; Metazoa; Cnidaria; Anthozoa; Actiniaria; Edwardsiidae
Exons: 2
Coding region: 1246-2967 (573 amino acids)
Molecular function (GO): protein binding
Source: RefSeq, a predicted model, not a curated record